GGCCGGGCUCCAGCGCCCCAGGCCCACAGGAGGGCGGAGCCGGGCGGUCCUUUCCUAGCCUGGACGCACGGAAGUGCAGUGGAGUUUGCCCAAUUCCCCAGCCUGCUUUUCCUCCCUCUCUCCACCCUUCACCUCCCCUUCGGCUAUUCCCUCCUUCCUCGGGACGCCACCUCCCGGAAUCGCCUUUUUGUUUUGGGGCUGGGCGGCGCAGAGGGGCAGCGAGUGCGGGAGAAGUCAGACUGGGGACGCAGCCCGCCGCCCAGCCCGCCGGGCCCGCGGGGCAAAGUGGAGGACCGACGGACGCCCGGCGGGGCGCGCCAUCUGCUCGCUGGAGCUCACUCUUCAAACUACUGUUGAGUGUGUGCGUGCGCGCGAGGGGUGCGGGGCGGGGGUUAUAAGUCUCGGGUGCGGGGUUACUGGUUUCCGACGAGCUACCUUUGGACAGGGGUCCUUGGACUCAAAUCAGAAUUAGGCAAACAAAAGAGACCAGUCAGCGAGUGGCCAGAAGUCGCCCAAGCGCCUCGCCGUGCCCCCUCCUCCCUCCUAGGUCGGAGCUGGCCACUUGUGGGGUGGGGAGAGGGCGACCGAGCCGGCCGGGGGCCGCGGGGGGUGGAGGGGACCGGCUGCGCAGCUAGGGUCGAAGAGUUGGCGGCCUGUUGUGUAAGCCUCAGUCCUUGUUUUCCCGGCCUGGCUCGUUGUGAAGCCGGACACAUCCACCCUUGGACUCAAUUCAGGAGGCUGCUGCUUUUCUCCUUGCCCCUCUUGGAUUUUCUGGAUUUUUGAAAACCCAAUGGCCUAGGAGGAGGAGGAGGAAGGAGGAAGCGGCAGAUCUGCAGAGGAAUGUGAGAGCCUCCCAAAGCCAGAGCAGCCAAAAGGAGCUGGGAGCCAGAGGGACAACAGAACCCUGCUGGGUUUCUGGAAUGGUGGUUUCCCAGUGAUUCUCUUCUAUUUUAGAACAUUGUUUCAGUGGAAAGUGUCGAAUUCUUGCCCUUGCAGAGCUGGUUUCUCCAGGUCACUUGACUGUUCUUCUGGAAGUGGGAGGAAACAGAGACUACCCCCACUCCCCCAGGGGCUACUGAAGGAGGGGAAGAAAAUUAUGGAUGUGAGCUGUCCCUGCUCAUAGGCAUGUGCCCAGAGACCUGAUGGGGCACUUUCUGGGCCAUGGACAUUGCUUUGAAGAUGAACAGGCUGAACAGCAUUUGUGGAUGCUGAGACCCCGCCCUGGGGGCCAAGAAACUGAACUGUAUAACAGGCACUGAGUUGCUAGUACAUUCUUGGACAUUCUAGUGAGUAUCCUGUCCAGACCCUCUCCUUCCAUCUUUCUCUGCUACCCAGCCCAGACAUGGCACUGAAAGGCCGAGCUCUCUAUGACUUCCGCAGUGAGAACAAGGAGGAAAUCAGCAUCCAGCAGGAUGAGGACCUAGUCAUCUUUAGUGAGACUUCACUGGAUGGCUGGUUGCAAGGCCAGAAUAGCCGUGGUGAGACAGGACUCUUUCCUGCCUCUUAUGUGGAGAUCAUCCGUUCUGGCAUUAGCACCAACCAUGCUGACUACUCCAGCAGCCCUGCAGGCUCCCUGGGCACACAGGUGAGCUUGUACAACAGUCCCAGUGUGGCCAGCCCAGUGAGGAGUGGUGGGGGCAGUGGUUUCUUCUCAAACCAAGGCAGCUUUGAGGAGGAUGAUGAUGAUGACUGGGAUGACUGGGAUGAUGGAUGCACAGUGGUGGAGGAGCCACGGGCUGGUGGGCUGGGCACCAAUGGGCACCCCCCCCUCAACCUCUCCUACCCUGGUGCCUACCCCAGCCAGCACAUGGCCUUCCGGCCCAAGCCACCCCUGGAGCGGCAGGACAGCCUGGCAUCUGCCAAGCGAGGCAGUGUGGUGGGUCGCAACCUCAACCGUUUCUCAUGCUUUGUGCGCUCUGGAGUAGAGGCCUUUAUCUUGGGUGAUGUGCCCAUGAUGGCCAAGAUCGCUGAGACAUACUCCAUUGAAAUGGGUCCUCGUGGUCCCCAGUGGAAGGCCAACCCCCACCCAUUUGCAUGCUCCGUGGAGGACCCCACCAAACAGACCAAGUUUAAGGGCAUCAAAAGCUACAUCUCCUACAAGCUUACACCCACCCAUGCUGGCUCACCAGUCUAUCGCCGCUAUAAACACUUUGACUGGCUCUAUAACCGCCUCCUACACAAAUUCACUGUCAUUUCGGUGCCCCACCUGCCUGAGAAGCAGGCCACAGGCCGCUUUGAGGAGGACUUCAUUGAGAAGCGGAAGAGGAGGCUUAUCCUCUGGAUGGACCACAUGACUAGCCACCCUGUGCUAUCCCAGUAUGAAGGCUUCCAGCAUUUCCUCAGCUGCCUGGAUGACAAGCAGUGGAAGAUGGGCAAACGCCGGGCAGAGAAGGAUGAAAUGGUGGGUGCCAGCUUCCUGCUCACCUUCCAGAUCCCCACAGAGCACCAGGACCUGCAGGAUGUGGAGGACCGUGUGGACACCUUCAAGGCCUUCAGCAAGAAGAUGGAUGACAGUGUCCUGCAGCUUAGCACUGUGGCAUCAGAGCUGGUGCGUAAACAUGUGGGGGGCUUCCGCAAAGAAUUCCAGAAGCUUGGCAGUGCCUUCCAGGCCAUCAGUCAUGCCUUCCAGAUGGACCCCCCCUUUAGCUCUGAGGCCCUCAACAGUGCCAUUUCUCACACGGGCCGUACCUAUGAAGCCAUCGGGGAGAUGUUUGCUGAGCAGCCCAAGAACGACCUCUUCCAGAUGCUCGACAUGCUGUCCCUCUACCAGGGCCUGCUCUCCAAUUUCCCCGACAUCAUCCACCUACAGAAAGGCGCCUUUGCCAAGGUGAAGGAAAGCCAGCGCAUGAGUGACGAGGGCCGCAUGGCGCAGGACGAGGCUGACGGCAUCCGCAGGCGCUGCCGCGUGGUGGGCUUCGCCCUGCAGGCCGAGAUGAACCACUUCCACCAGCGCCGUGAGCUCGACUUCAAGCACAUGAUGCAGAGCUACCUGCGCCAGCAGAUCCUCUUCUACCAGCGGGUGGGCCAGCAGCUGGAGAGGACCCUGCGAAUGUACGACAGCCUCUGACCAGUGUGCCGGACCCUCCCUGCCCCCGGGCCUGGUCGCUGCAGUGCAUCCUGUGUCCCAGUCUCCCUGUCCUGGCAGUAGCUGGAGGGGUAGUCAUUGUGGGGUGAGGUAAACUGCCUGUGGCCUCCUGGGAGAAGGAGCUUUUAAGGAGUCAUGGGUACCCCAGGGGAACUGUUCAUCCCUUAGAGGUAGGGGCACAGCUGGGAUAAGAAUGGGGCCAGGAACCCUCUAGGCCAAGGUCUGGGCUGUUGAUCUGUGCAGUCUGGGCUAGGUUCUUAGCCUCCUCUAGAGCCUAUAGUGCUUACUCAUCUGGCCACCACCCCUUGUCCCCUCAGCAAACACUGAAGCCUGCUGUGGCCCUGGGUCAGAUGCUAGGCACCCAGGGCUUUGACGUGCCACCCUUGAGGAGUCCUCAGUCAAGGUGGGGGUCAGACACAGAAACAGACAAGAGAUAGGCAGUAUGACAGAUGGUUAAAUCAGGGGUUCCUGGAAUCUCAGAGGGACAACAGCAUUCUGUUGGUCAGGGAAGACCCUACGCAGAGGCAAUAUUCAAGCAGUGUUUUGCCCUACAGUGAGGAGGACGUUCAGGGGAGCAGAACAGCUUGGUAAAGGGACAGAGGCACAAAAACAACUUCUCUCCCUUACCUUUCCUGAGCAAGUUUGGUGACCCAAUUCCCAAACUGUAGCCUUGUGGCAGCCACCUGCAGCCCUGGCUUUCCUUGCUUCACCCUGUCCCCCAGAGGAGGGACUGCAGGCCAGCUCCCUCCUGCAGGCCUCUGGGUGCACCCCACUGCUGAGCCCCAUCCUCUUGGUUAGGGGACUGUGCUGCAUCCCACCUGCCUUGGGCUCAAGGUGCUGACACACUAUGGGCUCUAGAGACCUAGUGGCACCUUCCUGGAGAAGACUCCCCCCAAUUAUCAUAUGUUUGAGUUCACCAGCAAUAACUCUCCACACUCCAAGCAGGCCCAGACCUCAGGCUCCCAGGAUCCUUGACCUCUGAGGCACUGUCUUCCCCCAGUCCUCCCAGUUACACAGUGGGAAACUUAAGAGGAAAAAGACAGGGGCCCGCUUACCACCAUUCCAGGGAUUCCAGGCCUACUUCCCUGCCACCAGCCUCACUGUGAUGUGUGCUCUAGCUUCUGGUCAGAUUGUGCUGUCUUGGACCUAUGUUUACAUCCCCAAGGAGUUACUGCCUCCUCCUGCCCCAGGCCAGGGUGUGGUCCAGCAGCUUGUCUGGGGAGCUGACCUGUGCCACCACUGCUCCCACCCCCCACCAGGGGUCCUGGUCUGCUCCUGGCUGCUGCUGCUUGAAUCUUUUUCUUCCCUUUUUCCUUGAUAAACUUUUUACAAUGAAGACAACAAAAACAUGAUUUUCUGUUUGGAUCCCAGAAGGGAUGAGGGUGGGGCAAAUAUAGAACUCUGAUUACUCUUGGGAGCCUUUGGAACAGAUUCUGAGAUCACAGUGGGCAAAAAUUUAUCACAGAACCUCAAAAGUCGGGGGCAGUUGUGCCAAUGGGAGAUGUUAACUGGCAGGAAGGGCUGGAGGUGGCCUUAGACCCUGGCUGGCUGCGUUCCUUCCCCAGACCUCACACUCCUCAUCUUUGAAAUGGGUGAAAUGCUGCCCAGGGCUUUGGCUGUGCUGCUCCCUGAUCUAGGACUGAGGAUUAUGUGAAGAAGGGCUGGGAGGCUGUGCCCCAGGACAUCCUAAUAGAUGGGUGUUUCCUCUCCCCAAGGAGCCAUGUCCUGGAAAGCCCUAGUGCAAAGCAGGAAAGGCAGGGGUCGGGGGGGACUCAGAAACUGUGUCUUUCCCCCAAGCCAUCCUGGGCACCCAACCCUGCCGUGGCUAUAUGUUGGAAACUGAAAAGGACCCCGGCUGUGCCUUUGGGGGUGCCCUGGUCAAGAUGGACAGGAGCCUGUUCAUCCACAGAAGAGAGAAGAACACUGGCUUAGAUGUGGUUUCUCUUUCAGAGGCAGUGGGGACACGGUGGAGACAAGACUUCCAGGCUCUAGGCUUCUAGGCUUUUGGCCAGGUCAGGGGCCCGGAAGCUUGUGGCAGGGGAGAUGGGGAAGGGCCAGCAGGUGGUGGGCAGGGCUCCCUGUUUGGGGGAAAAGCAUCUGAACUUCUGGAGUGGGUCCCCCUGGCCCUGGGUCAAUAUUAGGUCAGAUUUGGGACUUUUUGAGGAAUUUUCCCCUCCCUCCUCCUUGCCCUCCUUCCUUUUCUAGCCCAUCCAAGAAACUUCCCACCCUUAACCUCUACUCAGCUUUAACCUCCAUGUGGCCUUUUGUUAGAGGGCGCUCUGAGCACAGGGUGGGGAUUUUCCUUCCCAGGCCAGUCUGGGCAGGGUUGCUGGGAAUCUUCUCAACCCACAGUGCCUGGAAAAGUCCCCUACUUUUUUUAUUUUUUAUUUAUUUUUAUUUUUAUUUUUUUUGA
Otolemur garnettii (small-eared galago) is the source of this 5498-nucleotide messenger RNA. RefSeq names its product sorting nexin 33 (gene SNX33). Gene Ontology annotation, biological process: cleavage furrow formation; endosomal transport; mitotic cell cycle. Gene Ontology annotation, molecular function: protein binding; phosphatidylinositol binding. Lineage: Eukaryota; Metazoa; Chordata; Mammalia; Primates; Galagidae. The transcript is spliced from 2 exons. The coding region runs from base 1343 to 3067 and encodes 574 amino acids. Gene Ontology annotation, cellular component: cytoplasmic vesicle; plasma membrane. The record is from RefSeq and is a predicted model, not a curated record.